Messenger RNA from Penicillium mononematosum, 183 nucleotides. RefSeq names its product putative beta-galactosidase. Lineage: Eukaryota; Fungi; Ascomycota; Eurotiomycetes; Eurotiales; Aspergillaceae. The transcript has a single exon. The record is from RefSeq and is a predicted model, not a curated record. The coding region runs from base 1 to 183 and encodes 60 amino acids.
AUGGUCAUCCACCUGGGUGGGCCGAAAUUCCUUCUAAUCGGAUGGGGUUUCCAGGUCCGGGAACACACCCUGUCGCCGAAAUUACACCUGCACCGGGUUGUUGCAUUUCGGAGAGAAGAUGAUCGCUCACAACUACUUCAAGAGACCAGUGAGCUCCGGACUGCAGAUCUCGAACAGCGAUGA